This is a messenger RNA of Polyodon spathula (Mississippi paddlefish), 3041 nucleotides long. Its product is annotated as putative histone-lysine N-methyltransferase PRDM6. The transcript has 9 exons. Gene Ontology annotation, cellular component: nucleus. Bases 169 to 1926 code for a protein of 585 amino acids. Gene Ontology annotation, molecular function: histone methyltransferase activity; protein binding. NCBI's taxonomy places the organism in Eukaryota, Metazoa, Chordata, Actinopteri, Acipenseriformes, Polyodontidae. The record is from RefSeq and is a predicted model, not a curated record.
AGGGGGGAAGCUCUGAUAUUGUACUCUCGCACUUGGAGCUGGGCUAGAGAACACCUCAUAUCCCAUAAACAAAGGGAUUAUGAUUUAAGGAUCUGGAAUAUACACUCCGGAGCCAUUGUGAGUGACGAGGAAAAGACAGAUCUUUGAAUAAACUGGACAAAGUUUGAAAUGCUGAAGCCCGGUGACCCCAGCGGAUCUGCUUUCUUGAAGGUAGAUCCAGUCUACAUUCAGCACUGGCAGCAGCUUUUCCCGCAAAGCCAACUAAAGACCGGAGCUCUGAGUCAGCUGCAGCCACACGAGAGAGCAGAUCUCCCGGUAGAAAGUCUCCGCCAGCGCCAGACCUCCAUCUCCUCCGCCUCCUCCUCUGCUUCAAUCCCAUCAUCGGCGUCCUGCACAUCCACCUCGUUAGCAGGGUUAACCCAGCUGUCUGUGCCCCAGAUUGCACUUUUUGGACACUCGCAGUGCCCCGAAAUCCCCACAUCAGUACUCAGUGGUCAAAGCAAAGAGCUGUAUUCAUUUUCCCAGUGUAAAAACGACAGAGGACCAAGAAUUAAAUUCACCCCCGAGGAGUUAGACUACUACCUCUAUGGACAGCAGAGAAUGGAAAUUAUUCCUUUGAACAAUCACACCAGCGACCCAAAUAACCGUUGUGACAUGUGUGUUGAUAACCGGAAUGGUGAGUGCCCCAUGCACGGCCCCCUGCACUCGCUGCGGAGACUGGUGGGAACAAGCAGCUCAGCUGCCUCCGUCCCCCCACCAGAGAUCCCCGAGUGGCUGCGGGAUCUUCCCAGGGAAGUGUGCCUUUGCACCAGCACCGUGCCAGGACUGGGAUAUGGAAUCUGUGCGGCACAGAGGAUCCCGCAGGGCACAUGGAUUGGUCCCUUUCAGGGAGUUCCACAGCUGCUGGACAAACCCCAACCUGGAGUUGGGAGGAACUCACGACACAUGUGGGAGAUAUAUGACCAGGAAGGGACAUUACAGCACUUUAUCGAUGGCAGUGAGCCCAGCAAGUCUAGCUGGAUGAGGUACAUCCGCUGUGCAAGGCACUGUGGGGAACAGAACAUGAUGGUGGUUCAAUACAGAUCAUGUAUAUUCUAUAGAGCGUGCAUGGACAUCCCCCGUGGGACAGAGUUGCUGGUAUGGUACAAUGACAGCUACACAUCCUUCUUUGGAAUUCCACUGCAGUGUAUCGCACAAGACGAAAAUUUGAACGUCCCUACAUCUGUAAUGGAAGCAAUGUCCCAUCAGGAGACACUACAACCCUUUACCAAGACUAGCAAAGGUCCUUCCUCAGUGCUGCUUCGCUCCAUGGUCUUCCCACACACCUCGUGCACUAGAAGCUUCUCACUUUUGGACAAGCCAGGCCAAGUAGAAUCUGGGUUUAACCAAAUGAAUGGCAAAAACCAGCGGGUCCUUGCAAGUCCUACUUCAACAAGCCAACUGAGCUCUGAGUUCAGUGACUGGCAUCUCUGGAAAUGUGGUCAGUGCUUUAAGACUUUCACCCAGCGUAUCCUCCUCCAGAUGCAUGUGUGCACACAGAACCCAGACAGGGAGAGCAAGCCUGGAAUCACCUGUCUGAGGAGUUCAAAUUGGAAACAAAUGUUGGUGUAUACUCCAGAUGGAAAUCUAUUUCAGCCUUACCAGUGCGGCCACUGCUCCCAGUCCUUUUCCCAGCCUUCGGAACUCCGAAAUCAUGUUGUCACCCAUUCGAGCGACAGACCUUUCAAAUGUGGCUACUGCGGUCGCGCCUUUGCCGGAGCGACAACCCUCAACAACCACAUCCGUACACACACUGGGGAGAAGCCAUUCAAGUGCGAGAGGUGUGACCGGAGCUUCACGCAAGCCACCCAGCUGAGUCGACACCAGAGGAUGCCCAACGAGUGCAAGCCAUUAAUGGAGAGCACAGAAUCAAUUGAAGUGGAUUAACUGAUUGACUGGCUGGAAUUAAACUGCAAGGAAAGUCAUGAUUAAAUGUCACGGACAGUUAAGCAAAACCAAAGAUUUCCUCUGAGCAACUUUCAAUCCGUCCCAGAAAACCAAAAGCAGUAAUAAAAUGAGUAAGAUGUUAAGAGACAUUGAUCCCGGCAUGAAUGAGAGACCUGGGGGAAAAAAGAAGAGAUUAUUUAUUUAUGACUAGGGAUCACAGUACUUUCAGUGGAUAUGAAAUCUGGAACUGCACAGAUUCCCAAGUCGCUCGAUCUCCAUUUAUUUCCGAAAGCCUUUCCUACCAUUGUAAUACCAAAGCUAGAAGAAUAUUUGGGUAAGACUAGUGUCUACAUUAUUGACUGAGAAUGCACAAAGACCUUCUUCUUUUGGUUGCACCUUUUUUUAAGCAUGAUUUAAAAAGGGUUCACAAGAUGGCCCUUUUUUGUUUUGUCUUGAUGUGGAUAUCAUUAAAACACAUGUGAUGUUUGGACACUGAUAUGAAAGAGACAUUGAACCGAACACUCAACUGUAAAAUACAAAACCAAAGGAUAUUUAACUAACUUCCAUUGCUCUUGUAUAACGUUUAGUGCACUUUUUAAUAAUGUUGACUUUUUUUUUUUUUUGGUAAAAGUAAACAGAGUAGCUGGCCACAUGAAUGUAUAUCAUUGGUGCAAAGUUCUGAUUUAAAUAAUUGUGUCAAAACAUACUGACAUGUAUUUCCUCAUGUGCAAAUGAAAGUAUUUCUACUAAGAAUGGAAAAUGUUGACUAUCAAGAUGCCAAAGUACAGAUUCCAAGGAACUGUUUUGCUUAUAUCAAAAAUAUACUAAUUCAAUCCAAAACAUAUUGAUCCACACUCUGUCCAUUUUUCCAAGAACCCAUUCCAGGUAACUAAGUUGGGCCCAGCAAUGACACGUUGAUAGAAUUGAAUAGGAAAAAACUUGGCUAGAAGUCAAAAUGUGCUAACUCCAUAUUCUUAAUAAAGGAGUUGUAUUAUAUUUUGUUGUGUUUGUAAAGUUUCCACCCAACUAUUUCAAGAAUAAUGAAACUGUUUGUACUGUAACUUGCAACUAAGUUGUUUCUGGUCAUUUUUACAAUAAAUUAAAAUUGAAACAAA